Messenger RNA from Podospora pseudocomata, 1152 nucleotides. RefSeq lists its product as uncharacterized. The transcript has a single exon. Bases 1 to 1152 code for a protein of 383 amino acids. Gene Ontology annotation, molecular function: FMN binding; NADPH dehydrogenase activity. Lineage: Eukaryota; Fungi; Ascomycota; Sordariomycetes; Sordariales; Podosporaceae. The record is from RefSeq and is a predicted model, not a curated record.
AUGUCGGACUCAAAACUUUUCCAGCCGCUCAAGCUCACCUCCUCCAUCACCCUCAAACACCGCAUCGCCAUGGCGCCACUCACUCGCUUCCGAUCCACUGACGAGCACGUUCCAAUUGUUCCUCUCAUGAAGGAAUACUACUCACAGCGCGCCUCCGCCCCCGGUGGGACUCUUUUGGUAACAGAAGGUACCUUCAUCUCCCCCACCGCUGGUGGUAUGAACAACGUCCCGGGUAUUUGGUCGAAGGAGCAAAUCGCUGCUUGGAAAGAGAUCACAGACGGCGUCCAUGCCCAAGGCAGCUUUGUCUACCUCCAACUCUGGGCGCUUGGCCGUGCCGCCCUCGGUGACGUCGCCAAGGCGGAGGGCUUCACCGUCAAAGCACCCUCAGCCAUUGCCAUCCCAGAUACCGACGGUGUUGUUACCCCAGAAGAGAUGACAAUCGACGAUAUCAAGCAGAAGAUCGCCGAAUACGCCCAAGCCGCCAAGAACGCUAUUGAGGCCGGUUUUGACGGCGUUGAGAUCCACGGUGCCAACGGGUACCUUGUUGAUCAGUUCAUCCAAGAUAACUCGAACCAGCGUACCGACGAGUAUGGUGGUAGUAUCGAGAACCGCUCCCGCUUUGCCGUCGAGGUUGUUGACGCCGUUACUGCCGCCGUUGGAGAGGAGAAGGUCGGCAUCAGACUCAGCCCUUGGAGCGUCUUCCAGGGCAUGAAGAUGAAGAACCCGGUUCCCCAAUUCUCCGAUGUCAUCAGAAAGAUUAGCGAGAGACACCCCAACAUGAGUUACCUGCACUUGGUGGAGACUAGAAUUGCUGGCAACAGAGAUGAGGCGAACGACAACGAUGAGGAGAGAUUAGACUUCGCGUUGGAUAUCUGGAAGGGGCCAGUUCUCAUUGCUGGCGGGUUGACACCAGAGACUGCCAGGAAGCUGGUUGACGAGGAGUUGAAGGAGAGGGAUAAUGUGGUGACGGUAUUUGGCCGGUACUUCAUCUCCACGCCAGACAUCGUUUUCAGAAUCCGGGAGGGUAUCGAUCUGAACCAGUAUGACAGGUCGUCAUUCUACAUUCCCAAGAGCCCCAAGGGGUACAUUGAUCAGCCAUUUAGCAAGGAGUUUGAGAAGGUUUACGGCCAGGGGAUCAAGGCUUGCAUUUAG